AUGUCUGCCUGUUCAGAACGCGUCAAAACGUGCCAAACUUGCGCCAGGGCCAAGAUCCGGUGCUUGCGCACGCCUGGUGAGACGGUCUGCGAUCGCUGUCUGCGCCUGAACAAACAAUGUUAUUUCCGUCCGGCUCGCAUGCGACAAGCAUGGUCGAAAAAAGAGAGCCGGCUUGAGUCGCUGGAGCGACGAGUCGAGGAAUUGCUGGGUCAACAAUCGCACGGGGGUUGCAGCCAGCACAGUGACCAUGACCAAAGCACUCCGCGCACAACCUCAACCGCCGGCGACGUUAUCGACAGAGGCGUUGUGACGCUUGGCGAAGCAGAUGCGCUGCUAGACUCCUUUCGUCGGCUAAUGAUGCCUCACUUUCCCUUUGUCGUUGUGCCUCCUCAAAUGACCGUUAGCGAGCUUCGUGAACAGAAGCCCUUUCUCUUCCUCGCCAUCCUCUCUGUCUCGGUGACGCGCGAUGUGGAAUUACAGCGAUUCCUCGACGAGGAAACUGCAGCUGUCUUGGUCAAGCGAACAGUAAUAGACCACUGCCACAAGGCAUCGCUGGAGACCAUACAGGGGAUUCUCGUGUCAGUCGCAUGGGGACAACAUCAAGCGGGUGCAAAGGGACCAAAACGGCACGCGCCGCGAGACUUUUCAAACUAUCUCCAUCUGGCGAUCAGCCUUGUAGUGGAGCUGGAGCUGGAUCGUCCCGUCGAGCUCCGCAAACGCUGUCCGCGCAUGACGAUCGACAUAAUCAGUCCCAUUGCGCGACCGCUGCAUAUUCUACAGGACGAGCAGAGGGCAGUGGUUGGAUGUUCAUUCCUUGCGUCAUGCUCCUCCGUCAUCACUCAAAAGACCUGCACAUUCCCAUGGUCCUCCCGCGUAGAGGCGUUCGCGCUCGAGCUGAGCGAGAAGGGUGAAUAUGCAAGCGACAAGUCCCUCAUCCAUCUCGUCCGACUCCAGUAUCUCUUCGAGCAGAUUGAUCACCUCUCUGCAGAUCCCAACAUUCCCACCGCAGGGUACACCAGCCCUAUUGGUGAUAUGGAUGCGUAUCUACACUUAUUCCGGACGAUGUAUAGUGAACUCCAAAAAUACACCGCGCAACUCUCACCACAUUUUACAGACAACAACUUCCUCCUAGCAGCACAGCUGCACACGGUCAACCUCUACCUGUGCCAAGUAAGCCUAUUCGAAAAAGACAGCAUCGCCCAGCUCCCUCACUCCGUCCGAGUUGACAUCCUCUGCCACGGCCUCGCAACGGCGCGAAGCUCCUUCGACGCCUUCCUAACCAUCGCCCUCAACACCGAACGCUACCUGAGCUACUCGCAAUGGCUCCAAACGGGCUUCUGCCUGAUUCUAUCCUGCAAACUCGCACUAAUGGCCGCAUCGGAUAAAUCCAUGCGCCUGAACGAACCCCGUGUCCAGGCCCUGGUCGAUAAGCUCGACAUGAUCUGCGUCCUGGAUACUUGCGUCUCGAGACAACUUUCUCAGGAGCCCGAUCGCAAAACAGGAUUCGAUUACUCGGGCUGGUUGCAGUGGAUUCAGGAGUGGUUUGAGAGGCAUUACAAUGCGUCUACAUCGCGGGAGAAGGUAUCGCAAGGGGGAAUUGCCGUCGAACAUACGAUCGUUCCUGUGCAUCCUCAGCAUCAACCGACGCACUCGGCGGCGCCGUUCUGUACAGCUGACGACCUGGGGAUUCCGGUCUCUGCGGAGGAUUACAUGCCGUGGCCGGGCUUUCCGGGUGUGCUUCCCAGUGAUAAUGUUCUUGAAAAGGCAUCAUCUCGCAUUUCAGCGCCGAAUGUGAGGAUCCCAGAGGCAGACAGGCGAAAGAACGAGUUCUCGUUCAUUGAGUCAACGGUCCUCCGCAGCAACGCAGCGCUCACAGCGCUCGCAAAGCCCCAUUACUAA
This is a messenger RNA of Penicillium macrosclerotiorum, 1899 nucleotides long. RefSeq names its product fungal specific transcription factor domain-containing protein. Lineage: Eukaryota; Fungi; Ascomycota; Eurotiomycetes; Eurotiales; Aspergillaceae. The record is from RefSeq and is a predicted model, not a curated record. Gene Ontology annotation, biological process: regulation of DNA-templated transcription. Bases 1 to 1899 code for a protein of 632 amino acids. Gene Ontology annotation, molecular function: zinc ion binding; DNA-binding transcription factor activity, RNA polymerase II-specific; transcription cis-regulatory region binding. The transcript has 6 exons. Gene Ontology annotation, cellular component: nucleus.